Messenger RNA from Polypterus senegalus (gray bichir), 4246 nucleotides. RefSeq lists its product as uncharacterized. The record is from RefSeq and is a predicted model, not a curated record. The transcript is spliced from 4 exons. Bases 827 to 2557 code for a protein of 576 amino acids. NCBI's taxonomy places the organism in Eukaryota, Metazoa, Chordata, Cladistia, Polypteriformes, Polypteridae.
UCCUUCCCCAAAUGUGCUGCAUUUGGGAAACAAUAAAAUAAUUCUAUAAAACAUGUAUUUCUUGAGAUUUAUAUUUGCAAUGCUAAUAACUGUACUAACUCCAAAAGUGGUCGAAUCGUGUCCAGGGAUACCUAAUGUGUGUAAAUUCAUUGAAAAGUACGAUAUAUAUAGGAAAAGUAAAAUUAUAGUGUUCCCUGAUUACAAAUUCUUCUUAAAUACAAAAAUAUAAUAAAUGAAAUUGCUGUUCUGUGUGGAUUUCAUCACAUAUAGCUGCUUUGACAUGUUGCUCAGCUAGCCUCUGGUUUGUGGUAUUUAGUUCCAUAAGUGGUACAGAUAAUGGUGACUCUGUCAUUGAUAUGGCACCUUUAACUGAAGAUAUUAGUGCAAAGCAACCAACUUAGAAAAGCUGUACUCUUAUUUUGUGUUGGUUGGAUAGUUGGCUUAAAUAACCUAAUUGAGGUCACGGUACGUGAAAGGGUUGCCGUUUACAAAUAGGGCUUUGUUCUUUCGCAGAGAAAGCUGCAGUGGAGCUAGCAGCAAUCCUUUGAGCUCUCAUGGGUGCUAAAAAAAGACCCACAGGUCAGCCCACGCAUAUAAACAAAGCAAGCGCUUCAUUUUAUUUACUUUUUUUAUAAAGUGAUCUUUGUGUGCGUUACAAAGAUCACAUAUUGAAUUUGUCUGGUUUACAGGUGCCGCACUUCUCAGUGUCUCAAAUGUAGCAACUAUCUUUUCUUUUAUGUUCUUCCAGUUUGAGAUUUUUAGGCUGCUUGAUUUAACAAUUCAGAAGGAAGUCGGCCUCUAACCGCACCUUCCCUACCUGUUCCUGAUGCCGAAAACGGAUAGCUGGCCAAUGAACGGCAUCACCAGAUUGAGUGGCACAGGUAGUUGUGACAGUAUGGCCAGCCUCAGCUCAAGCCAUUCCACCAUGAGUAAUGAAAGCUUGGAGUAUCUGUCUCCUGAGGAGAGAGCGUGCCUUAUGUUUUUAGAGGAAACCAUUGACUCCUUGGAUACAGAGUCGGACAGUGGAUUGUCAAAUAGUGAGAGCGAUGGAGUUGACUUAGGAAGGAGCAAGUUCAAGGAUGUUUAUGGAAAUAGUCACACAGCAGCAUCACCCCAGGGAAGCAGAAGCAGUCUCCAGUCUGACUUAUUGGUGUCUGGGAAGAAAGCUGAUGCAGUAAGCACCAGGGAUACUUCCUCUUCUAAAAUGCUUCCAACCUCCAGUGAAUUAACUGAAAGGGACCAUUCUUCAGGUGGAAAACCAAAGAUCACAACUCGAGAGUUAAGUCGCAAUGCAUUGAAUGUGUCAGAUGUUAUUCCACCACCACCACCACCAUUUUUUAGAGAUAAUGUGGAGAAAGCAGUGAUAAACGAAAAUAUUCAGAGGUCACCUUUUUCCAAAGAGCUGCACCAAAAACCCCAAGAGAUUUCAAAUGUUUCUUUCAACAAAAGUGAAGUCUUGGCAAAGCGGACCAGUGUUGCUUCCAGCCAACCUUUGACUUUAGAAGGACUAAGUAGAUUAAGGGAGCGAGCAAGUAUCAAGAAGCCUCCCCCAAAUCCAGCAGAAAUAAACAAAGUCCUCCCCACUCAAAACAUAACCGUAUCUACUCUGCCUCCAGGCCUCAGUGUAAAGGAAUCUGUGGCUCCUAUUUCUAUGGCUUCAGUUGCUCCUCAUAAAAAGGAAGAAGCCCAUGAACCUCAGACAAGGAGCCCCCCACCUACUGCUCCAAAGCCAAAGAAAUUCCCUCCAAAUAUACAGUUAAAUACAUCAAUAGGAACUGGACAUUUAUCAAACCAUGAAAUCCACAGCAGAGCAUGGAAAGAGCAAACUAGCCCAAAUCUGGGAUCCCCAACUGAGGGUAUUCCAAAACCAUUAGCUACUAGUGACCCACAAAAAUCAAGAAUUGAAGCCCUAAAGAAACUUGGAUUACUUAAACAGAACUCUGAUUCACAGCUGAAAGCAGAGCUUGGCCACCCUCUGAAACAUCACAGGUCAAUGGAGGCUUUACCUGUUGGACAGAUAUCUCUUGGAGACUUUCCAAAGCCCAAGCCAUUGCCCGAAGGCCGUGUAGACAAUGCAGAGACAGAGUUCUCACAUAGUCACAGUAUGCGCCCUCGCUCAGGAACAGACCUGCGUACAAUCAAACAAGAAAACCUUUUUUUCAGCAAGUCUGCAAACUUCAAAUCUGUAACCCUGGAACGCUCAGGAAUGGGUCUGGCCAGCUACAUGGCUAAUAAAGCGAACCAGACCAACCCUCCUAAAACUAACUCCACUGCUGCCAAACCUGUUUCAGAUACUUCAUUGCAAAGCUCCCUCCGGAACUCCAGACCUCGCCCAGCCUCCCUUGGAAAUGGAAAGGAUUUUGACCUUCAGGAAGGGGACAUACAAAAAGAGGAGAUGAAGUUGAACUCAAAAAUAGUAAGGAAAUCUUAUCCUGCUCCACGAGUCCCUGAAAAGACGCAGCAUUUUCUGACUAACAGUAUCCAGAUCACGCCAAAAACUUCAACAGAAGAGGAUAGGAAGGUAGCUCUGAGAAAGCUCGGGUUGUUGAAAGACUGAGAGAUUUCUAGGAAAUUGGAAUUGUAUUUAUUGUAAAGUAGCCACAAUUUAAAUAAAUCACUAUUUUAAUAAAAGUACUUUCAAGGACCAAAGAAAUAUGAGAUAUACCACCUGAAGUAUAAUCUAAAUCUUAAUGAACUUGACCAUUUUGGUUUGACUAUUUUGAAGGGGUAACCAGCAUGUUAUGACUGAGAUGUUGGAUUUCUGCUGCUAGUGGAUUACUGUAACGUGAAGAAACCUGCUGAGUAGAAGCAAUUGGGUUACUUUUUGUUUCUUGUUCUGAAACUCUGUGUUCCAACUGUUGGAAAAUGUGACAAUUUCAAGUUCAGCUAGAUUUUACAUUUUGUUUGUCAUUAUACCCUCUUACUCCUCCUUGGUUGUACGUGAAAACCCUUUGAUUGGGGAGGGGGUGGAAUCAACAGCAUUUGUCCAUUUUCUUGUACAGUAUGUUUCUUUUGCAAUUUAAAUGUGUAUUUUUCCAGUACUUUGCUUUGAAUAUUUUCCCCACUUUCUAUAAAGCAAGGUUUUUCUUGACAUUUAUCACAGAAGCACAUCUACUAGUUUAACAUUAAAGGGGUUAAUAUGAUUUUUAAUGGCACCUGCAAUAAAACAAUGUGACUUUCGUGACUGUAAAAUAUAAUCAAUAUUGUAAAGCUAAAAGCUGUAAUGAAAUCCCCCUGCUGUAAAAUAUAAUCUGUAUUGUAAAGUUAAUAGGUAUAGCUUUAAUUACCUCACUCUCUUUUGAAUGCUGUUUUCAGGUAAUGAUAUAAUAGACAUUCUAGCGUCUCUUAGAUUCAUUCACGUUUUCCUGAAAUUUUUAAAAUGUACUGUAUGUGAAAUAGUGGGCAAAAAUACUGCUUAUAAAAUACUGUGCAUUUAAAAAAAAUAGCACAUCUGCAGUCUUUCAGAGAGAAGUGGACUCUGUGGUUUGAGAUUUUUCACUGAUCACCUCUUCAUGUUUUGGCUGACUAUUUUGGGAAUAACAUACAGUACAACUGCUUCUCUGCCCGUUUUUUUUUUUUUUUGCAUAAUGGACACCACUAUUUCUCGCCUUUAAAACACAUUUUUGUGAGUCUUGCUUCAGCUCAAAAGCUCUAAUAAAUAUUUAUCCAAUCAGAAGUAUUCUGAGCUAUUCUUUUAGGUUUACUUCCUGUUCUUGUUGGGGAUGAACCCCAACAAGAAAUCUGCAUUUCUGUUUUUCAGAUGUGCCUGUCCUUGUUUAAUUCACCAAAAUAGCCGUGAAGACCGGCCAUUAAACACCGAUAUAUAUGAAGGAAUGUGAAAUUGGGAUACAUCAUAAAACCAAUGACUUUGUUACACUAAUUAUCCUUUACUUUCUACAAGUUAGGCAUACAAUUUUUACAUGAAAGUGAGGCUUCAUUUUUUUUGUUCAGAAAUAAAUAUAUUGCAUCUUUCAAAUUGCCAAAUAAAUCAGACGUGGGUUUGAAUUUGGCCUGGUCUUUGCAUGUAUGGAGUUUUAUACUACAUCACAAAGAAGAGUGUCUUCAUAUGAAUGUAUGUUGGGUUUUUGUUCAGAAAUGGAAUAGAUGGAAGAAUUAUCACCAUGCAGUAAUUCAAUUUUCAACACCAAGUAUUUCACUUAAUUUCACUUAAUUACUAAACAAUCAAAAGUAAUUUUUAAAUGAACCCAUACAAUACAGUGUAAACUAUUAAAAAACUUUAAACUCC